AUGCUUGGUCAUCGCCUCGUGACGAAUCAGACUCCCCCCAGCGGCCUUCCGGUUGAGCAGCUAUACAUCUACAGAGCCGUUGAUAUUGCGAAGGAAUACUACCUGGCCGUCACUUUCGAUCGUGAAAAGGCCACGCCGGUGCUCUUGAUGUCUGAUGAAGGAGGGGUCAACGUCGAGUCAAACGUAAAUCAACUCCAGCGGUUCCGGUUCCAUUUCUCUACUGGCAUCACCCAUGAGAUCAUAGCCUACAUCGAGGCCCAGUUUGGAUUUUCCGAUGCCGAAAUAGGGGCGAUCUCGCACAUCCUGCAUCAACUAGUACGGCUGUUUCGGGAAAAAGAUGCCAUUCUCCUUGAGCUGAAUCCUCUUGCGCGCACGACAGAGGGAUCGUUUAUUUGUCUGGAUGCAAAAAUGAACUUUGACGAUUCGGCCAGAUUUCGACAACACGACUUGUUUUGCCUCGAAGAACAUCCCCCGGAGGAGAAGGAUGAAUAUGAAGCUUCGCAGCUGGGUCUUUCCUAUGUCCGUCUCGAUGGCAAUAUUGGUGUUAUUGUUAAUGGGGCUGGUUUGGCCAUGGCGACAAAUGACUUGGUGACUUUGUACGGCGGCAAAUGUGCAAACUUCUUGGACAUUGGUGGGGGUGCAACAAGGGAGACAUUGUCAAAGGCAUUUUCGAUUCUGCAGGGCGAUGCACGCAUCAAGGCCCUCCUCGUAAACAUAUACGGCGGAAUCGUUCGCUGUGAUAUGGUGGCCGAGUCGAUUCUUGCUGCUUAUGCGGCCACGGGGGGGUUCAGGUUUCCGGUCGUGGUCCGCCUUCAAGGGACAAACUGCGAAGAGGGCUCUCAUUUGGGAAGUACAUACUUUCCAUUUUCUACUGCCAAUCGCUAA
Aspergillus terreus NIH2624 is the source of this 885-nucleotide messenger RNA. RefSeq lists its product as uncharacterized. Lineage: Eukaryota; Fungi; Ascomycota; Eurotiomycetes; Eurotiales; Aspergillaceae. Gene Ontology annotation, biological process: succinyl-CoA metabolic process; tricarboxylic acid cycle. The coding region runs from base 1 to 885 and encodes 294 amino acids. The record is from RefSeq and is a predicted model, not a curated record. Gene Ontology annotation, cellular component: mitochondrion; succinate-CoA ligase complex. Gene Ontology annotation, molecular function: succinate-CoA ligase (ADP-forming) activity; ATP binding. The transcript is spliced from 2 exons.